CUCAGCUUAUCUUCGCUCUCAUGUUGUUUUUCCGCCCGAAGAAGUGGCGGUAGCCGUACUGCUCCUGGUUCUUUCUCCCAGGAUAUAUUAUUUUCUCUGUGGGCCUCGAUGUAGAAUCAGAUCCGUGCCGGAGCCGAGGCUUCUUAAAACGACCGUCUGCAGGUAAAUACGGAGCUGCACUUUUUAGUUGUGUCAAGCUUCUCUCUGGUGCGUUCCGCGACGGAUCGGACUUCUCGGCUAUAUGAUACUACCUGGACUCACCUUCUACGGCUGACGGCUGGACGCUCACCCACUUUUUCCCCCCCUCGGAUCGGGGAGUCUAGGAUACUGUCCCGUCCUUGUCAUCGUUUUCGGACACGACAUCUCGAUGCUUGACGCCCCUGCUUCUCAUUCGAAUUUUUUUCUCUUCCUGACUACUCACCACUACUAUGUCUGACAAUGUGUCAUUGUUUCACAAUUACCUGCACAUGAUCGCUAUGUACAUUGAGAUUGAGUAUCUAUGGAAGCAGCCCAAAACAACCCAGUGCUCGAUUGUUCUUUCUGAACAGAUAUCUCGCAUUUUUGGGAACAUAUGUGUGACAGUGCUUUCGUUCACACAUUAUCUCUGUGGACACUACAACUUGGUCCGCCAAGCGCUGCUAAUCAUCAGCCAAAUUAUUGUUUGCAUUUAUGCCGUCAUUCUGGCCGGCGUUUCUUGCUGGUCUCUCUUCGGUCAAAAAUAUGUCGACUUCAAGCCUUCGUCUGGUUGUCACAUUGGUUUGGACCGAGAUACGUACGCCCUCUUCAUAUACGAUACCAUUCUCUUUAGUUUGGACGCUCUUAAAACGUACAAAGAGCGACGGAACCGUGUUACGCCUGACAUUCUAUCUCUUAUCCUUCGAGAUGCACGCUACAGCUACUCUUGCAGCGUCAUGGGCCCUUGCUAUUUAUCUAAUAUUAUUACAUUUUAUGUUGCCCGUUCUUUCUCCGUUGGAUCUCUCUCAUCGUUUGCCAGCUGGUGUGUUUUCAUGAUUUGUCAUGCAUCAAAGCUAAUAACGGCCCAAGCAUUUCUGUGACCAGGAUGUCUCGGCUCAUGUUGAAUUCUGCAUCAGACGGCGACUGUUGGAAUAUUCUCCGCAGGCUUUCCCACAAAUGACCUAACAUUUCGAACAAUUCAGACUGCCACCGUUCGGUCCGAUGAAGACGAUAC
This is a messenger RNA of Desarmillaria tabescens, 1189 nucleotides long. RefSeq lists its product as uncharacterized. The transcript has 11 exons. The coding region runs from base 429 to 1055 and encodes 208 amino acids. Lineage: Eukaryota; Fungi; Basidiomycota; Agaricomycetes; Agaricales; Physalacriaceae. The record is from RefSeq and is a predicted model, not a curated record.